UCGGACUCGUUAUUCCACUUGGAAAGGGAAAUAACUCUUUCUGUACUGCCACAACAUCCACCAUGUGGGGCGAUCAAGCAGAUUUUCCACCUGAUUACUAUCCGGCGUAUCCUCCACCGGUUGAUUUACAUGACAUGCACACAGGUGACCCUCGUCAGGACAUUGAGUACGAGCGUCAGUACCAGCAGUCCACGUACAUAGUACCAGACAUUAUCAAGAGCUUUCUUACUUACUUCCAGAAAAGCAUCACUGAACAGAAUGUGUAUGAAAUUCAAAACGCCUAUGAAAAUGGGUUCAACAAGUUGACAGAAAGAUUUUUCAAGACUUCUCCCUGGCCAGAGGCAGAAGUAGUUGCCCCAAUUGUUCAAAAUGAUCAUUUGUUCCUGAUUCUGUACAAGGAGCUUUUCUACAGGCACAUUUAUGCUAGGGUUCAGAAUGGACCAACACUGGAGCAGAGAUUUGAAUCUUAUUACAAUUACUGUAAUCUCUUCAACUACAUACUAAAUGCUGAUGGCCCAGUUCAUCUAGAACUCCCCAAUCAGUGGUUGUGGGAUAUCAUUGAUGAGUUUAUCUAUCAGUUCCAGUGCUUUAGCAUCUAUAGAUGUAAGGUGAACAAGAAGUCAGAUGAAGAGAUCAGUUUCCUUAGAGCCAACCCCAAGAUAUGGAAUGUCCACAGUGUCCUCAAUGUGCUGCACUCUCUAGUGGACAAGUCUAACAUCAACAAACAGUUGGAAGUGUACUCCAUGGGAGGUGAUCCUGACAGUGUUGCUGGAGAGUUUGGACAACACAGUCUGUAUAAGAUGCUGGGUUACUUCAGUCUGGUGGGGCUCCUCAGACUUCACUCCCUACUGGGCGACUACUACCAGGCACUCAAGAUUCUAGAGUGUAUUGACUUCAACAAAAAAAGCAUGUAUUCACGAGUGCCUGCCUGCCAGAUCACCACAUUUUACUAUGUGGGUUUUGCUUAUCUAAUGAUGAGAAGAUACCAGGAUGCUAUUCGAACAUUCUCCAAUGUUUUGUUGUAUAUCCAAAGAACAAAACAGAUGUUUCAAGCUAGGGUACAGAUGUAUGACCAGAUCACUAAGAUGAAUGAUAAGAUGUACACUCUACUGGCCAUCUGCCUUGUUCUACAUCCAAUGAGAAUUGAUGAGAGCGUACACUCUCAGCUCAGGGAGAAAUUCCAGGACAAGAUGCUCAGAAUGCAGAAAGGAGACAUUGAGGAGUUUCAGAAUAACUUCUCUUUUGCCUGUCCUAAGUUUCUGUCCCCGGUACCACCUAACUAUGAUGCUGUGGCCUCCAUAAAUCACAAGGAACCAUUCCUGCUUCAGUUGAAAGUUUUUAUAGAGGAGGUGUCUCAGCAGAUUGUUCUCCCCACCAUCAGAAGUUACCUGAAGCUGUAUACCACCUUACCCUUGUCAAAACUGGCCAUCUUUAUGGACAUGAGUGAGGAUGAACUGAAAACUCACCUGAUGUGCUUUAAGCAUAAAAUGAAGAAUGUUGUGUGGACAAAGGGAACCAGUGGCUUGGAGGGUGAGUUCCAGUCUGCAUCAGAAGUGGACUUCUACAUUGACAAGGACAUGAUCCAUAUUGCUGAUACAAAAGUUGCCAGAAGAUAUGGAGAUUUCUUCAUACGACAGAUUCAUAAGUUUGAAGAGAUAACCAGAAAUUUGAAAUUAGUUAGUUCAGGAGCUGGAAAAACUUCCUCUUAAGACUGCGGACAGUAGAGGGACAGCAUACAGUGCAUUAAUAUGAACUGACAGCAUACUGUGUAAUAACAGGGACAUACUUUAGUAAAUUCAGUACCUUAUGUCAUUAAUGUUCAGUGUCGACAGAUGAAAAUAAAAUGUUGUAAUGUCA
Molecule: messenger RNA, 1857 nt
Organism: Saccostrea echinata
Lineage: Eukaryota; Metazoa; Mollusca; Bivalvia; Ostreida; Ostreidae
Product: eukaryotic translation initiation factor 3 subunit L-like
Exons: 19
Coding region: 63-1709 (548 amino acids)
Biological process (GO): translational initiation
Cellular component (GO): eukaryotic translation initiation factor 3 complex; cytoplasm
Molecular function (GO): protein binding; translation initiation factor activity
Source: RefSeq, a predicted model, not a curated record